Molecule: messenger RNA, 867 nt
Organism: Perkinsus marinus ATCC 50983
Lineage: Eukaryota; Perkinsozoa; Perkinsida; Perkinsidae
Product: U3 small nucleolar RNA-associated protein, putative
Exons: 9
Biological process (GO): rRNA processing
Cellular component (GO): small-subunit processome; nucleolus
Source: RefSeq, a predicted model, not a curated record
AUGACAUCUGGCAGCGGAGCCCUCAGGCAUGUGGUUGCCCGACGGACUCAUAAGGAGAGGCAUCAAUUGGCGUCUCGGCAGAAGCUGGGGCUACUAGAAAAGCACAAGGACUAUAGCAAACGAGCUAAGGAUUAUCAUAGGAAGGAAGACCAACUAAAUAAUUUGAGGCAGAAAGCGGCCCUUCGCAACAAGGAUGAGUUCUACUACCGCAUGACCAGCUCUAAACAGAAGAAAGGCGAUGUGAUUCAUUCGGGGGCGAAGUUGGACCGAGAUCAGCUGAAGUUGGUGGACACCCAGGAUCUUCGUUAUGUCUCUAACAGAAGAGUCAUUGAUGAGAAGAAGAUUGAAAAGAUGAAAAAAAAUCUGCAUUUGUUGGACGACUACUCGGGUCGCCAUACGAUCUUUGUGGAUUCGGAGGAUGAGAGCAGCCAAGCUGCUACCAAUGGCAAGUUCAACCCAGCUGAAUACUUUGACACGGAUGAGAGACUAUUAGGAAGAGUUAGCAAUAGGCUGACCAAGGACCAGCUGGCUAAGGGAGUGAUACCAGCGGCCGUCAGUGGAGCUCCUGAGCAGUACUCGACCUUGUUGAGUCUGCAGAAUAGGGCUGAUAAGUUGAAGGAAGUUGAAGCGGAAUUGGAACUUAGAAAAGAGGUCCGGGCUGAAAGGGGUCGUCGAAAGAAGAUGGUCGAUGACAAGAAAGGAAGCGUUGAUGUGGCUAACGCCCCUAUUACUGUCCAAUACGUUUCUCCCAUUAGGAGGGUUGAGUUGGGGAAGGGCAUGGCUGCUACAGUGGGCCGCUCGGACUGGGGCUUCUUUAGAUGUGGGACGAGUAUAAAGGUGGAUGAGAUGUCUGGAUGCUUAUCGAAG